UCCUGCCCCUCGAGCUGGUGUCAGGGUAUGAAGCCGCCUCCCACGGGAGGGACGGAAAAACAGCCACGGGUAGAUUUUGGCUGGCGCUGGCCCCAGCCUGGCGCCAGCAGGACAAAUCCUGGCUCCACGCAGGGCUUGGGGGGGCCGGGAUGGGCGUGAGGGUCAGCCCAGGACACAGCAGGGUGUCGGGGUGCGGUGCCCCGUCUCCUCUGCGCCCAGAGCGCUGCCGAGCCUGCCGUGUCCCCACCUCCCGUGACCAGUGGCCAAGGGUUGUGCCGCGCCACGACCUUUGAGAUGAGCUGCGCUCACCCCAUGGCACCUGAAGCCCAGCACCCCCUCAGAGAAGAGCCCUGGCUCCCGGUGCCCCCCAGCAGAGCGAUGGCGGUGACGUUGGCACUGCUGGUGCUGGUGGCUUGGCCAGCUGCCACCGCCGGGACGGUGACACGGGACUCGCUGCUUAACACCUGCAUGAGCGCCAAGCACCACAAAGAGAAGCCUGGCCCUGAGGGGCAGCUCUACGGGCAGUGUGUCCUCUGGAAGGAUAAUGCCUGCUGCACUGCCAACACCAGUCAGGAAGCCCACGAGGACCAGUCCUACCUGUACAACUUCAACUGGGACCACUGCGGGGCCAUGCCGCAGAAGUGCAAGCGCCACUUCAUCCAGGACACGUGUCUGUACGAGUGUUCCCCCAACCUGGGGCCAUGGAUCGACCAGGCAGACAACACCUGGCGGAAGGAGCGGAUCCGGGACGUGCCGCUGUGCCAGGAGGACUGUGAGCAGUGGUGGGAGGAUUGCCAGGAUGCUGUCACCUGCAAGGUCAACUGGCACAAGGGCUGGAACUGGACCUCAGGCACCAACCAGUGUCCCCAGGGCGCCAUGUGCCAGAAGUUCAAGUUCGUGUUCCCCACGGCGGCUGCGCUCUGCGAGCAGAUCUGGUCCGGCUCCUACCGCUACACAUCCCACCACCGUGGCAGCGGACGCUGCAUCCAGAUGUGGUUUGACCCCGCACAGGAGAACCCCAAUGUCGCUGUCGCCCAGUAUUACGCCCGUGGCAACGCUCCCCCAAGCCCCCCACUCCCUGUCCUGCUGGCCCUGCUGCCCCCCGCACUCCUGGCCCUGCUCUGAGCAGGAGGCUGCAGGCAGGAGUGGGCAGUGGGUGGUCAGGGGGGCUGCCAAGCUGUCCUGUGCCCCCCAUGGGAUCUCCCCAAGCUGUGUCCCCACAGGCAUGUGGAUGGUGAAUAAAUACUCCUGCCCUG
Messenger RNA from Lepidothrix coronata (blue-crowned manakin), 1256 nucleotides. RefSeq names its product folate receptor gamma-like. Gene Ontology annotation, molecular function: signaling receptor activity. The record is from RefSeq and is a predicted model, not a curated record. Bases 295 to 1125 code for a protein of 276 amino acids. NCBI's taxonomy places the organism in Eukaryota, Metazoa, Chordata, Aves, Passeriformes, Pipridae. The transcript is spliced from 5 exons. Gene Ontology annotation, cellular component: external side of plasma membrane.